This is a messenger RNA of Thlaspi arvense, 1641 nucleotides long. NCBI's taxonomy places the organism in Eukaryota, Viridiplantae, Streptophyta, Magnoliopsida, Brassicales, Brassicaceae. The record is from the annotation of a GenBank genome assembly.
UAAAAUCCCUCCUUCUGCAACAACAUUUCACAUCACCUAAACACAACAAACAUCUUGAGAAACCAAAGAAGAAGAAGAGGCGAAAGAAGAAAACUUGAACUUGAGAGAUGGAGCGCAGAAAGUCAUAUGUGCUUGUCGCGCUCUUCGCAUUGCUUCUCUUGACCGAUAUUGUCAUUGCACAGAGCGAUGGCGGCAAAGGCAACGGAAAGGGGAAUGAGGGACAAGUAGACAAGGGUAAAGGAAAUGACGACAAAGGCAAAGGUAACGGCAACGGUAACGGUUAUGGCCCAAAGGACAAAGAGAAGGAUAAGAAGGAGAAGGAACAGAAGGAAAAGGAAAAGAAGGAGAAGAAGGAGAAGGAGAAGAAGGAGAAGGAGGAGAAGGAAAAGAAAGAUAAGGAAAGGAAGGAAAAGGAGAAGAAGGAGAAAGAGAGGAAGGAGAAGGAGAAGAAGGACAAGGAGCAGAGUGAAGCGGCUGCGAGAUACAGGAUGCUUUCACCGUUGCCUUCAGGACAAGAGCAGGCGAUGUGCCAGGCUCAGGGUGCAUGUUAUUACAAGACUCUUGUUUGUCCUAGCGAAUGUUCCAAGAGAAAGCCCACGAAGAACAAAAACACCAAAGGUUGCUUCAUUGACUGCACUAGCAAAUGCGAAGCUACAUGCAAAUGGAGAAAAACGAACUGCAAUGGCUAUGGAUCUCUAUGCUAUGACCCUCGAUUUGUCGGAGGAGACGGUGUGAUGUUUUAUUUCCAUGGAUCUAAGGGCGGAAACUUUGCGAUCGUUUCAGACAACAAUCUCCAGAUCAACGCUCACUUCAUCGGUACAAGACCCGUUGGAAGAACCAGAGACUACACAUGGGUUCAAGCCCUAAAUGUCAUGUUCGAAAACCACAAGCUCGUGAUCACAGCCAAUAGAGUGACUCAGUGGGAUGAAAAUUCUGACGCCUUUACCAUUAGAUACAACGACGAACUCAUCACACUUCCUGAAGAUGAACAAUCCGAGUGGAGGGCAAUUUCGGGACAAAGAAGAGAGAUCGUAAUCGAAAGAACCGACGAGAGAAACAGCGUAAGAGUACUUGUCUCUGGUCUUGUUCAGAUGGACAUCAAAGUGAGACCCAUAGGGAAAGAAGAGAACAGAGUUCACAACUAUCAGUUGCCACAGGAUGACGCUUUUGCCCAUCUUGAGACUCAGUUCAAGUUCUUAGACCUAAGUGAGCUCGUCGAGGGUGUUUUGGGGAAAACCUACCGUCCUGAUUACGUCAGCUCCGCCAAGACUGGAGUCCCGAUGCCUGUGAUGGGAGGUGAAGACAAAUACCAAACGCCUUCUCUGUUCUCGCCAACUUGCAGAUUAUGCAGGUUUAAGCCUCAAGAAGAAUCACUCUCUGCUGAUUUCUAAAUAAAAUUCAAGAAAUAUUUGUAUUUGUAACUGUUUUGUUUCUCGAAAUAUUUAUAUUCAUAAAAGUAAUGUAAUAAGAGCCAAGAAGAUAAUGUUUGGCCAGUUUGUGAUGUUUUUGAGGGUCUAAGAAAUGCAAGACGUUUCUUGCACCAAAAGCAAACCCUUGAUUUCUUAUUUUUUCCCCUUGUUCCUCAAUUGUGUUUUGAAUACGAAUAUGUUUACAUAACAAUUAAAAUUAAAAACUAUUUUG